UCCCUCCAGGAUCCUGAUAUUACCAUUACGGACAAUGUGCUCCAUUUUAAAGCUCACGGCCAUGGAGCUAAAGGGGAUAAUAUUUACACAUUCCAGAUUGAGUUCCUGGAACCAGUCAACCCUAAGCCGGUGUAUAAAGUGACGCAGAGGCAGCUGAACAUCACGGUGAAGAAGGAGGAGAGCCACUGGUGGGAGAGACUGACCAAGCAGGAGAAGCGGCCGCUGUUUCUCGCUCCGGAUUUUGACCGAUGGCUGGACGAAUCGGAUGCCGAGAUGGAACUGAAGGCCAAGGAAGAAGAGCGGAUAAACAAAAUCAGUAUAAAGAACCGAAUCCCCAAAGACCCCUUCCGACACUUGAAGAGAGGUUAUCUGUUCAUGUACAACCUCGUGCAGUUCCUGGGCUUUUCAUGGAUCUUCGUGAACAUGACUGUCCGGCUGUUCAUGCUCGGGAAAGACUCUUUCUCAGAUACUUUCCACAUGAGUGGGGACAUGAUGUACUUCUGCCAGAUGUUUGCCUUGAUGGAGAUUGUCAAUGCCUUGAUAGGCCUCGUCAAAGCUCCUUUAGCUCCUGUCUGUAUCCAGAUCUUUGGCAGGAAUUUUAUAUUGUUUGUAGUUCUUGGAAACGUGGAGGAAAUGCAGAGCAAAGCCGUCGUCUUCUUCAUCUUCUACAUUUGGAGCACGGUUGAGAUAAUCAGGUAUCCCUACUAUUUGCUUUCCAGCAUCAAUAUGGAAUGGAAAAUUCUUACUUGGCUUCGAUACAGCAUAUGGAUGCCUCUCUAUCCGUUGGGAAUGUUGGCAGAAGCUGUAGCCGUGAUCCAGGCCAUUCCUAUCUUCACCAGCACCGGAAAAUUCAGCUUCACCCUCAAUUAUCCACUGAACAUCACCAUCCCAUUUUCCGUCGUUCUGCAGCUCCAUCUCAUCUUCUUAUUCCUAGCACCAUUUAUCCUUUUCCGUCACCUCUACAAGCAACGUCAGCGACGCCUCGGACCUAAAAAGAGGAAAAUGCACUAAUUGGGAGUCUCUUUGUUUUCUAAUCUUCCUCAAAGAUGGGUGCAGGCGGUGGGCUUCGGGCUCUUCCAAAACCCUUUUCCUCGCCCUAUUAACCCGAAAACCAAUUUUGUAGCCGCGAUGACACGUCUUCCUUGCCUGACAGCAGAAAAUAGAUCCGUCCAAGCUAAUGUUUUCUCCUCUGCACCUCACUCCCUUCUCGGGUAAGCUAAGCAGGGGAUUCAUACUAAAAACCUCUUUCCUAUGAAAUAGACCCGGAGCCUUGAGUGAAAAGAAAGCUGCUUUCCUGGGGAGGGAAAAAGCAUUAAAAAACUCCGCCAUCCAAGAGAUGCAGAAAAGAGUUUUUCCAAACACCAACUUUAGGAGGAUCUAAAGAACCUACAAACAUAGUUCAGGCUUGUUAAGGAUGAGCCCGUGAGAAACUUUCCUGUGGCUUUAAGGGAGCGAGUGGUUCGUUAGGAUCCAUUUUCCUUUUUUCCUUACCCCAACAGCAAAAAUGACCAAAUCUGGAGGGGCAAAUUCAUUGCCUCCUUCUUCCUAGGGGCCCGCUUGUAUUGGAUUCUUUAUCGUCUGUAAAAUUCCCGACACACGAGUAUUAAAAACCUCAAAAUCAAAUUUAAAA
Molecule: messenger RNA, 1630 nt
Organism: Notechis scutatus (mainland tiger snake)
Lineage: Eukaryota; Metazoa; Chordata; Lepidosauria; Squamata; Elapidae
Source: RefSeq, a predicted model, not a curated record